This is a messenger RNA of Seminavis robusta, 1329 nucleotides long. Lineage: Eukaryota; Bacillariophyta; Bacillariophyceae; Naviculales; Naviculaceae. The record is from the annotation of a GenBank genome assembly.
UUUGGGUAAGGGUGACUCGACUCAUUCAUGGCCUGGACGCUUCCCACGUGUCAUGAAGAAAAAUGAGGCUCAUCAGACGCACAACAUGUUCAUCUCCACAUCAAUAGACGGAAGAUUCCAUCAUGCGAUUCUAUUCUGUACUACUUUCACAGCCACGAGUAUCACCACGUAGCAAUCAUGAAACAGACAGAUUCGAAGCUGAAGCCUGAAGGUAUAGGUUGGGACACAAAAUAAUCCCCUGUACCAUCCCAGCAUCGAGAGCACCACGCAGAAGUGCCACGAUGGUAAGCCGUAGAAUAUCCUCUGCCAUCAGCCUGUGCUUCGCCAUUUUGAUAUCGGCGGCCGAGGGGACAACCUCGUCCAUCCAUGGCACAACCGCAGAGUCUGACAGUCUGCUCGUUUUGGAGCCUCUAGUCUGCUCCUCCAAAGUGUUCGACCUCUCAACUUCAAAUGGCACCACAUUUUCCCCUAGCAACGCUACAUUUGUAUGUACACAUGACGAUGCUGAAGCACCAAGAAUACGGACCCUCUUGGGACAAGUGGGCAGUUGGUACAGUGCAUCCUUAGAGUCCAAUCCAAUAUUGACAAAAGCGACCACAGCGGCAGCAAUGGGGGCAUGUGGGGAUAUCUUUGCUCAAAUGGUAGAAGCCUGGUCGGUAGGAUUUGUCUUUCACUGGAGUGAUCUGCACUUGCGACGAAUCUUUGCCGUUGCGGCAGAAGGAAUGUUUAUUUCCGGCCCCCUCAUGCAUCUCUCUUAUGAACUAUUGGAACAACACUUUCCUGUGUUUGCCGAUGAUGAAGCGGACACCAACUCCACGGAAUAUUCCUCCUGGUUCAUGGUCCUUUGUCAAGUCUUGGUGGAUGCCAUUGUCAUGGAUUCUGUCUUUGUGGCCACUGUUAUUGCCGCCACUGCCGUGCUGGAGGGGCGAGGCAGAGAUCUCAUCAAUGAAUUGAAAGCAACCUACAUUGCCGCCGUCAAAGCCUCAUGGAUCUCGUCCCUGUGCUGGAGCCCCGUGCAACUCUUGUCAUUCAAAUACGUUCCCUUGCAAUUCCGAGUGGCUGCCGUGAAUCUUCAGGAUAUUGCAUGGACAGCUACAAUCAGCUUCGUGGCACAUCGAUGUCACAAUCAGCACCGUACUAUCAUUUCCCAAACCAAGUGCCAAACCGACAAGCAAGCAGAACAAGAUCGCAAAAGAUGAUCGAGUCAAGCUCUGUAUUAGUAGAGCGAACGGCAGCCCUUCCGUGUAACAAAUAACUCUCAUAUUGAUUAGACGGUGUACGUCCAGAUCAACUCCUUCCCUUUCUCUUUGCCUGGCCAUUACAGCGGCA